AUGGCAUCAAUCGCGCAUUUAGACGCUCUUUCUCCGUAUCUUUUACGUCGUUUUAGAAAUAAUACUUCUGCUUUAGAUAAUGUCAAAAAGAGUUGCUGCGUCUAUGUUGGAAAUUUAUCAUUUUACACUUCAGAAGAACAAAUCUACACGCUCUUCUCAAAAUGCGGUGAAGUUCGAAGAAUCAUAAUGGGUGUGGAUCGGUUUGCAAAGACCCCCUGUGGCUUUUGCUUUGUUGAAUAUUAUAAAAAUGAGGAUGCUCUUGAUUGCUUGAAAUAUAUAUCUGGUACAACCUUGGAUGAGCGCAUCAUUCGAGCUGACUUGGAUCCUGGUUACGAGGAAGGACGACAAUAUGGACGUGGUGCUUCCGGUGGACAAGUGCGUGAUGAAAUGCGAGAGGAAUUUGAUUCUGGUCGUGGUGGAUAUGGAAAAUUACACCAGACCCCUGACAGUCGGACACUAGCAAAUUAUUCCUCCAUUUCUUCUGCUCCGGUGGGAUCUUCUUUGGAACUACAAAGCAAUCCCAGAUAUCACAGGUAA
Schizosaccharomyces osmophilus is the source of this 537-nucleotide messenger RNA. RefSeq names its product nuclear cap-binding complex small subunit (gene cbc2). Gene Ontology annotation, cellular component: nuclear cap binding complex. Gene Ontology annotation, molecular function: RNA cap binding. The record is from RefSeq and is a predicted model, not a curated record. The coding region runs from base 1 to 537 and encodes 178 amino acids. Lineage: Eukaryota; Fungi; Ascomycota; Schizosaccharomycetes; Schizosaccharomycetales; Schizosaccharomycetaceae. Gene Ontology annotation, biological process: mRNA cis splicing, via spliceosome. The transcript is spliced from 3 exons.